Linum trigynum is the source of this 5874-nucleotide messenger RNA. NCBI's taxonomy places the organism in Eukaryota, Viridiplantae, Streptophyta, Magnoliopsida, Malpighiales, Linaceae. The record is from the annotation of a GenBank genome assembly.
UUCAUAGCUCGGCCUUGAUCUAUAAAUACCAACUGAAGCUCUCUUGUUCAUUUUCCCUCCACCCGUCAACGUCUUCAUCAUCUCUCUCCAAGAAUGGGAGCAAAGGGAAGCAAGUAAGUAAAGUCACGCACUCUUUCCUUCUAUCUAGGGUUUCAAGUUUCUCUACCGCCUGCUUGAGUUUUCUCAUGUUGCCUCGGCGAUCAUCGAAAGUAGGGUUUUGAGGAAGCCAAAGGGAAAAGAUGAUUUCGGGAAACCCAUUAAUUCGCUGUUGGUCGCUGCCUGUAAGUAGUUGCCCAUGGAUUCUACAAGUUUAAAUCGGAACCGACGAAGAAAUGGGAGGGUCGAAGUCGACGACGAUAUAUAGCAGCAGCGGAUAUGGCCAUGUGAGGUAUUUUUCAGACCUACCGUUUCCGAUUACGAUGGGUCUUCUCGAGAGCUUUCCUGUCCUCUCUGAAAAAUCGCUCUGAUCUUGGUGAUACAUGAUUUCGAGACAGUCCCGUUGCAUUGAAUGUUUAGUCCCUCUUUGUACACACAAUUGAUCACGUCGGUUCGUAUAGUGUCUAUGUUGAGAAACAGUGAGGUGAAUGUUCCUAGUUCCUACCAAUCGAUUUAUAAAAAAACUUCAGUCCGUAUAGUUGAGUCCCAUUUUACACACGUUUGCUCUUGCUCCGUCUUAAUGCCAAGAAGCUUUAACAUGAUAAAGCGGGUUCCUAGAAGAGAGUUGUGACUAGUCGUAGCUGCUCUUCUGCCCAAAUGUCGGUUUGUCCAUCAGUCCAUGAUUCUCUAAUGUGCAUGGCAAUAAGGUCCUAGAAGAGAAUUCUGCUAGUGAGAGUUGCUCUUCUGCCUUGUUUGUCAUUGUGAUUAGUUCUUUGAUAUACAUGCUUAUAGGGUCCUAAAAGAGAACCAUGAUUAGGCUUAGUUGCCCUUCUGCCCCAUUUUUGAUAAUGGGGUCCUAGAUGGGAACUAUGACUAAUCCUGGUUGCUCUUCUGCACCCAUCCUACCAUUUUCUCUAUGGUUCUUUGAUUAGCAUACGGUGACAAUAAGAUCUAUGAGUUAACAUGUUGCCUGUUGGGAUACUUUUGUAUAAUGUUUAUGGAGAAACAGUUCAUCGAUCGAUUAUAAAUAAAUUCACUCCAUAUAGUUCAGUCCCUUUGUACAAAUGGUGGUUGAUCUUGCCCCGUCUUAGAGUCAAGAAGCUUUAACAUGAAAAAGUGGGGUCCUAGAAGAGAGCUAUGACUAGUCACAGCUGCUCUUCUGCCCAAAUGUCGGUUUGUCCAUCAGUCCAUGAUUCUCUAAUGUGCAUGGCAAUGAGGUCCAAGAAGAGAAUUCUGUUCGUCAGGGUUGCUAUUCUGCCUUGUUUGUCAUUGUGAUUAGUUCUUUGAUAUAUAUGCUUAUAGGGUCCUAAAAGAGAACCAUGAUUAGGCUUAGUUGCCCUUCUGCCCCAUCUUUGAUUUUUUAUGACUCUAAAGCUUGAUAAUGUGGUCCUAGAUGGGAACUAUGACUAGUCCUGGUUGCUCUUUUGCCCUCAUCCUACCAUUUUCUCUAUGGUUCUUUAAUUAGCAUAUGGUGACUAUAAAUCAAUUCACUCCCUAUAGAUCAACCACCAUUUGUACAAAUGGUGGUUGAUCUUGCCCCGUCUUAGAGUCAAGAAGCUUUAACAUGAAAAAGUGGGUCCUAGAAGAGAGCUAUGACUAGUCACAGCUGCUCUUCUGCCCAAAUCGGUUUGUCCAUCAGUCCAUGAUUCUCUAAUAUUCAUGGCAAUGAGGUCCUAGAAGAGAAUUCUGCUAGUCAGAGUUGCUCUUCUGCCUUGUUUGUCAUUGUGAUUUGUUCUUUGAUAUAUAUUCUUAUAGGGUCCUAAAAGAGAACCAUGAUUACGCUUAGUUGCCCUUCUGCCCCAUCUUUGAUUUUUUAUGACUCUAAAGCUUGAUAAUGGGGUCCUAGAUGGGAACUAUGACUAGUCCUGGUUGCUCUUUUGCCCCCAUCCUACUAUUUUCUCUAUGAUUCUUUAAUUAGCACACGAUGCCUAUGGAGAAACAGUUCCUACAAUCGAUUAUAAAUCAAUUCACUCCCUAUAGUUCAGUCCCUUUGUACAAAUGGUGGUUGAUCUUGCCCCGUCUUAAAGUCAAGAAGCUUUAACAUGAUAAAGUGGGGUCCUAGAAGAGAGCUAUCAAUAGUCGCAGUUGCUCUUCUGCCCCAAAUUUCUGUUUGGCCAUGUGGAACUGAGGCAUUUGGAUUUAAUACUGAGUUGUCUCUUGAUUUUGCAAAGUUAAAAUCAUUGAACUGUACUCAAUCAUGUGUUCCUUUUUUUCUCCAUUCAAUUAAAUAAUUUUGAUUCAAGAGACACAUGUUCUCUAGUUUUGCUGCAUUCUAAAGCUAGUCUGAUUCUGGAGGCAUAUCUAAAUUGGAAGGAUUAUGGUCUGAUUCUGUUACAAGUUGGUUUUUGUUGCCCUCUAAGCUAGUUUACACUAUGAAGUCAGGAAGAAGGAUGCUGAUAUGAUUUUGUAAGUGUUAUGGUGUUUCUAAUGAUUUCCUAUUGGUUCAUUUAUAGCAUAUGAUGGACUGAAAUUCAUAAAAUCGGCAUCUUUUUCUUCCAAGUAAGAGAUUAGGCCCUACAUUUUUUGGAACUCUCGAGCUGUAACUCUUAAAUGGUUACUUCUUAAAAGACAGCUUUGCUAUCUUUGAUCUUGGCGCCCUGCAAUUAUUGCUGGUACCUAUUGAGAAUCACUUUACCGUCUCCCUAGCAAGACUGUUAAUUUUUGGUAAUUCUUCAUUGAUAGCUCUGUUCAGUCUGUUGGCGUCUUAAAAUGCACAGCUUUGCUAGCCUGGAUCCUGUUCCAUUUACGAUACUGUUGCCUUACAAGCUAGUUUACAUUAGAAUUUUGGAAGACAACCUUAUGUUCUGAUAUUAUUGGUAUCAAGGUGGUGCUAACAACCUUACUGUUCCCUUCUGUUCAAAUAUAGCAGAUGAUGAAAUGAAAUAUUGUUUUCAUUGAGUCGAGUUUUUUCUGCAAAGUAAAGAAAUUGGAUCUUACAUGUGUUGAAGUUCUCCCAGAGCUGCACUAUGUAAAAUGGUUGCUUUUGAUGGCUGUUAUUUUUGGAAGUUCAGCUUUUUUACUUGAUGCCUCAUGUAACUGUUGUCUUUUGAUCUUAUUGCCUUGCCAUUUAUUGUUGAUACCUAUUGAGUAUCACUCUCCAAACUCUUAGAAAUGUUCACUUUUGGCAAUUCUGUAUUGACGAAUAUAUUGGUGCAAACAGCAGCUUUGCUUAGCCUUGAUCCUGUCCAAGUUACAAUUUGCUGCUGUCCUAGAAUUGAGGUAGUAGUUGAUCUUUUUGCUGCACAUUGUGGUGGUUCUCUAUUUUUGUGGUUGGGGUUCCCGAAGGAAUUGUGUUUUGAGUUGUUGAGUUUGCUCCACCGUCCAGUUAGCUCUAGUCAUGGAAUGACCUCUCCUUUCCACGUUCCAAGCUUGACAGUGCUGUAAAAUGGAGUAGUUUACAGGGCACUUUUGGAUGUUCAACACGAAACAGGACAAUCAAAAAGUGGUAUGGUACCUACAUUUAGAUGAUUGUUUAGUCAUAUCAGUUGCUCCAGAUUAAGUGAUUUCUGUAUAUGAAACUGUUUUUCCACUGUCCUAAAUGGAGCCAUUAAUUAGAACUUUGAGAUAUUAUCAGUUAUUGAUUCCAGCUUCCAGUCACCUUUUUUGUCCAAAAGGGAACUUUUAGAUAUUAUCAUCUACUGAUUCCAGCUGCCCCUCUAUAUCAAAACUAUGGGUGCGAAAAGUUGCGUAUGAAUUUGGCUUAUAAUUGAAUUGAGAUGAUCAGUUGUUCGUGGAUUUGUUCUAGUAUCCUUCCCUCAAAUCACAAUCAUGGUGGGGACUGUAAGCUAUGGAUUGGCAGUCCUUAAAACAUGUUUUGCUUACUUAAAGUGAUGCCCAGUUCUAACACAAAUGAGAUGGGAAUGUUUGUGUUCCAUCAGUUGCCCUUCUAUCCACCUCAAAAUUUGCUGCUUUUCUACUCUACUGUUUCGCAGAGUGGAAGUCCUAAAUGAUCACAUCAUCUUUCUUUUUUGUUUCCACUUUCCAGUGGAUUACUCAAUUGGUGAUUCCUCAAAGUGGAUAUUGAAAUUGUGACAUUAUUACGAUUGUUUUGUGAUCGAAGUAAAUGCCUAUAAACACUACUAAGAAGACACCCUUAGUACUAGGCAGGGUGUCUUGUAAGGUUGCCGUAGUGUUUGCUCCUCUUUCAGAAUGCAGUAUGUAGACUUCUUUUCAUGUUAUGCUUUAAAUGUUGGGUUAUCGUUGAUGCUUGGUCUAUGGAAAUCUUCUUGGAGGGAGCUCAAUUCUUGCAUGUAAUGAGCAUUUUUUCUGUCUUGAUGGCACUUCUAUUGCUUGUAUCUCAUCACUUAUGUCAGAACCGAAAGUGAAGUAGUUGAAGUCUUGCAAGGAAAAUUGUGAUUGCACAUACAACAAAAGUUUUAUGCCCCUAUGUUAUUUUUCCUUCUACUAACGUAGAGGAAAAUUCAAUUUUAAUCAGCAGCUGGCAUUCAAUUUUUCCACUUCAUUGCAGGUUGCUAAAACUCUUACGUAAAGGAAGUGCCGCGGAAAUGCUAUCCCCAUGUUGUUGUUUAACAGAAGGCCAGACCAGCUACCUCUGGUUAGCACGUUUGUUGUUUUGCUCUGGUGGUACUUGAAUAAAAUACCUUUGAGGGUGUUAUUUGAUGAGAAAGAUUGUUAAGUGAGUUGCCCUCGGUCUCUGAUCAGGUGUUGGUUGUUUGAAAUUCCAGUGCAACUUCAAAGUUCUGCACCAAAUACGAAUUUUGCUUCUAAUGGAGGUAAAUUAAGAAUCUGAUUUUCAGUUCAAGGGCUUCCUUUAGCCUGCCACUAGAGAGUUGCUUGCUCACUGGCCUUUUGAAAUUAAGGUUCUUAUCAAAAUAACUUGAGAACACUGCCUUAUGGCAUUCUGUCAGUCCUAUUGCUUCUUUGGGUCUAAUUCUGGUUUGAUUUUUCCUAUUCCAGACACCGGGCAGUUACAAAGGUCGCCAUGAUGGUAUAUGAUUAAAGGAGAGCAGACGGGGAAGCUUUUGAAACCUAAGUUGUGGUUUAUGUUGUUCACCCGUUACAUACAAGUGAGCGUUAGUCUUGUUUCCCAAUUCCUUUGCUUUCAUCUGUCCAGGUGUGAUGGUAAAAGUUGGACAGAAGUAGUUGCUAGCAGAGCACUUAUCUUCUACUCAUAUAAAGCGAAAUUCAGAUGUGUUGUAAAAUUGUUCUGUUGAGAUACUAGAAGGAGGAGAGUUUGACAUCUUUAAUGGUAUGUUUUCUUGCUUCACAGUGGUAUGUUUGUGAUGUUAGAGGAUGAUAUUGUUUUCUCCGAAGGAAAAGUGCUUAUGGGUGUCAUGGAAAUGAGUUAGUUCAGUGACUCAUAACUGGUGGUAUUAGUCUGCAAACUGGUCGGUCGGUCCAGCAAUUUUAAACGACACAGCGGCCUGUAGAUUGAUUCUAUUUAGAGAGUCUGAGAUAGGAGUUGAUUUUCCACUGAUAUGAGAACAGGUCCAUCUUAAGUUCAGAUGGGAGUUCAGGAACCAUUGGUGAAGAUACUGCAACUACCCAACAAUCUUGGUUUUAUCAUUUGAUCUUGCAAAUGUGGCUACUUAGUGAUAUCGUGGGAAUCCUUGCUGCGAAUCUGCAACUAGUAUAGACGACAGUGCUUAAGGGGUUGAGUAAGGAGGUAAGUACUCAGUGCAUCUGCAUCUUUUUAUUUGCCUCGUUAACCUCUCAAAGGUAUUUGUUGCAAAUUUUGAAAAUCGACUUCCUCUGAUGCCAUUCCCUUGAUGGAAGACAAGCUAUGUCAGUUUAGAAUAAGAAAGAUCAUCAACAACU